Messenger RNA from Plenodomus lingam JN3, 693 nucleotides. The record is from RefSeq and is a predicted model, not a curated record. Lineage: Eukaryota; Fungi; Ascomycota; Dothideomycetes; Pleosporales; Leptosphaeriaceae.
AUGUCAAGUUUUCUGCCCAUGUACGACCUUUCCGCGCGCGCCAACUCACGUUCGCCUCGACUGCAUCACGCAUUUCACACACAUUUCGCGCGUUCUGUGCCUACGUUGUUUUCGCCUGCCAAAUCCACCGCGCAACUAUUCGUCGAAGCGGCGAUGAUUCGCUCUCAAACAACCUCACAAAGAGGAACAGCGAACGCGCAUAUGUUCCUCGGCACGCUCAAUGAAGCCGAAUGCUGCAUUUGCGAAGAAGAGUCCAGCAACACGCACGCGCCCGUCAUCACACCUGCUUGUCGUCACGUUUUCGGCUCACGCUUUCUGCGCUCUUGGGUACUUUCCGAUAACCGCGCCCACAAUCGCUGUCCCCUCUGUCGCGCGAUGCUCUUUGACGAUGCGUUGCCAGGUGUUGGUGAAGACGCAAGGCCAGACAGCUCUGCUAAUAGGGUUAGUGAGCCCGCAUGGGCAGGAGAACGUCUAUUCAAGGGAGAUGGAGAGCGUCCUCUGGCUCCGCACCAUCCUCCUCAAAGACCUCACGGCAUGGCUCGACAUGGAGAUCUGAUCUCACCUGUAGCAGCUCAACGGAGGCACGAAGCACAGAAUCAAUCUGAAGAGUCGAUACGUGGAGUCGCCCAUGACUGUCAACCAGCAAGAGCACAGGGCCCUCUGCCGAUUGCCCUUCGCGACUACCUAUCUUAG